AAAUAUCAUUUUUUGAUCCAAAUAUAUGCAUCCCAGAAUGCCCAGCAGAUUCUAAGCCCAAAGUGGGAAUGAUUUUUGAGAAGCUUGAAGAUGGGAUUUCGUUCUACAAGAACUACGUGCUUUUGGCAGGUUUUGACAUUCGGUUGGGUACGUCUACAAAGUCUCCGGAUGGUGUAAAUGUAUGGAAGUAUAUUUUAUGCAGUCGUGAAGGUCAUAAACACGCUGCUCAGAUCUCCAGCAAUGCUCCCAGUAUGUCCGCGAGCACCCCAAAUGGUAAGAAAAGGAUUCGGCGUCGUGUUUCCAACCGCACUGGCUGUAGAGCACGUGUAAUUUUCAGAUUAUGUGGUAGUGUUGGAUACAAAAUCACCUCCUUUGAGGAACGCCACAAUCACCCGAUGCUCUCAUCCUUCUCGAGACCCUUUUUGAAGAUCAAUCGGAAUGUUGACAUUGGACACAAGAAAUUCAUGCUAAAUUGUUCCAAAGCAAAUAUCGGCACAAUGAAAUCAUUUCGAUUGUUUAAGGAGUCAGUUGGCGGUUAUAAUAACAUAGGCGCCACAGCAAUUGAUUUCAAUAACUUCAAACGAGACCUUAAGGCAUAUGUUGCGGGUGGAGAUGCACAAAUGAUCAUCGACAAAAUGUUUCGAAGACAAGAAACAUGUCCUGCAUUUCGUUUUGCAUAUGAUGUUGAUGAAACGGACCAACUUACCCGACUAUUUUGGUGCGAUCCCGUUGCUAGGAAAAACUGGGUUCUGUUUGGGGACGUUUUCUCUUUCGAUGCUACGUAUGAGACUAACAGGUACAACAUGGUGUUCACUCCAUUCACAGGCGUGGAUAAUCACCAGAAGUGUGUUACAUUUGGAGCUGGUUUACUCUGCAACGAAGACAUAGAAUCCUAUACUUGGAUCUUUCGCCAAUUUCAGGAUGCAAUGGACCAUGAUCCACAGUGCAUCAUAACAGACCAAGAUCCCUCAUUGACGACUGCUAUCAGCGAAGUUUUCCCACAGACAACACACAGAGACCAAUUCAUGGCUGGUUUACUACGAACAACUUCACGAUCUGAAAGUGAGAACAGCUUCUUCGGGGAGUUCUCUAACCCCCAUUUCAGUCUCGUAGAGUUCUCGAUGCAGUUUGAAAGUGCCAUGGAUGCACAACGCCACAGGAAUGCUAAGUUAAAUGCAGAUUCUGAAUCCUGCACUCCUGUGUUCAAGACUCCGUUGCCAAUUGAGAGGCAUGCCGCUGCCAUAUAUACGUUGUCAGUAUUUUAUGAUGUGCAAAAAGAGAUUUGUGCUGCAUGUUUCUCGUGUUUUAGCACACAUGUUGAGAACAUCGAUGAUAAACUGCACUACACGAUUAAGGACAAUAGAGGUAUGACGUUCUCAAUUAUGUACUCCGCAGAUAAUUCAUACGCAUCAUGUUCAUGCAAGCAUUAUCAGCGCGUUGGGCUUCUCUAUAGGCAUAUAUUUGUUGUUCUUAUAGCAAUGGGAUGUCCCACUAUUCCUGACAAUUACGUUACAAAGCGAUGGUGUAAGAUUGACAUAGCAAAACGUUAUCUUGGAUCUGUCUCGUGUGGCAUUGAAGGGGAUUCAAAUCAAGAGAAUACUAGAUGGAAGAUAAACCAUUUGUGGGCUAACAUCCAUGCGUGUGUUGCACUUGCGGAGAAUGAUUCUGAGUUGUUAGAUGCAUUUACCCAAGUUAUUAAAACACAGAAACAAAACCUCGAGAGAUCGGCCUAUUCUGGAGAUUCAGAACCAGAAAAGAACAAGAUUUUUGAAUCUUACUAUGGCACAUCGGCACCAUCCGAGAUUCGUGUUUUACCUCCCGAGAAGGUGCAUAACAAGGGCAGUGGAAAACGCAUCAAAAGUGCCGUAGAAAUAAGCAUGGAGCAGUCCAAAAAACAAAAAAGAGAGUAUGCCGAACAUGCAAAGAAGUUGGUUACCACGACAGUCGAAACUGCCCAAUGAAUAAGGGGCUAUGAUAAUCUUAUUU
Cuscuta campestris is the source of this 1986-nucleotide messenger RNA. NCBI's taxonomy places the organism in Eukaryota, Viridiplantae, Streptophyta, Magnoliopsida, Solanales, Convolvulaceae. The record is from the annotation of a GenBank genome assembly.